Papaver somniferum (opium poppy) is the source of this 957-nucleotide messenger RNA. RefSeq lists its product as uncharacterized. The coding region runs from base 1 to 957 and encodes 318 amino acids. NCBI's taxonomy places the organism in Eukaryota, Viridiplantae, Streptophyta, Magnoliopsida, Ranunculales, Papaveraceae. The transcript has a single exon. The record is from RefSeq and is a predicted model, not a curated record.
AUGGAUUCAUCAGUUGUUGAUUUGAACAAUUCUUAUAAAGAAAGUCCUUCGAUCGAUCUUACUUCUGAUACUGAUAAUCAAUGUCUUGCUUGGAGGUUCUCUCUUAUACGUAUACUUGAUUUACUUCAUCUAAAAUUUGUUGAUGUUGUUUUAAACCUAAAAUCACCGUGGAAAUUGGAAGGUCAAUGUAAAAUGAUUCCCUUAGGAAAAAGAUUUUUCACUAUUAAGCUAGAUAAUGAAAGAGAUCGAAAUAUGAUUAAAGAAGGGAGAUGGGAACUUUUUAAUCAAGUUUUAUGGAUAAGAAACUGGAUUCCUGAUUUUAGGCCAGAGAAUCACAGAACUUCGUUGGCAAAUGUUUGGGUUCAUCUACCUGGACUUAGCCUGGAGUAUUGGGAAGAAAAAACUUUCUUCACUAUUGGAAGAGCUCUGGGAGAGCCUGUUAAAAUUGAUGAUGCAACACUGAAUUAUGAGACAGGAUAUUAUGCUAGAAUGCUUAUCAGUAUAGAUUUUGCAAAGAAGGUUCCUAAUAUACUCUGGAUCAAAACAAAGAAUGGAGGAUUUAUGCAAUAUGUUCUCCUAAUUAAACCUCCUAAAUUUUGUCAGCACUGUAAAAUUGUUGGUCAUCUCCUAUUGGAAUGUAAUUUCAAAAAUAAUCAAAGUAAUAUAGAAGGAGCAAAUAAAGGUGGUGAGCAAGUUAAGAAUCCAGUACAAGAAGUUGUUCAACAAAGAGCUCAGAAUCAAAGUACUUCUCAUAAACAAUCUCCAAGUCAAGGCUCUAAUCCAAGGCAAAGUUCUAGCAGUCAAAAACACUAUGUACAAGAACCUUUUGAUAUAUGUGAAUCUCCAAUAAUUCAAAUACUACAAAAUACUGGACAUAAAGUAACCAGUGGAAUACCUAUUACUAAAGGAAUGUUUUCAUCCUUGCAAGAAGAAGAAGUUCAGCAAAAUAACUUUUAA